UCAGUGGUAAGGUAAUAUAUAUGGUGGAAAAAUUUUAUGAAGUAUUUACACAUGUGGAUGUGUUGAAAAGUCGCGAACCGGAAUAUUUCAUUUGUCAAAAGCCAAUAAUAGUGGAUUUCGACAAUUUGAUUGGCAAUAAAAAUUCCAAAAAUAGCAAAGAAAUUGAAAAGGUGGGGAAAUUAGAAGUGAUGGAUACCGACAGUGAGCAAACGAUGGAAGUACAAACGAAUGGAGGAUUGUCGUCCACGUCUACCGGGACGUCGGUUGCUGCGGUAAAAACAUUCGUUAGCAUAUUGGAAGAGGGAUGUAAAAAGUAUUACGAUGGAACACCACCUAUAUUUAUGCCUGCUUUCGUAGAAAUGCCCAAUUUAUUUGCAAUACGAUGUGAACUGUACGGUAUUCAUACAAUAGGUCAUGGUAGGACAAAGAAAAUAGCAAAACAAAUGGCUGCAAAAAAUAUGCUGAAAAAAAUGAUUGAGAAGGAAUCAUUCAGUGAUUUUGAACUCGGUAAAACAAAAGAAGAAGCAUUAGCUAGCUUGGAGAAUUUAACGAUUGAUUUCCAAAAUCGAGGAAGUGGUGAUGAUUCUGUUGCAGAGAACUGGGUGGGAAAAGUAAACGAAAGAUGUCAAAAGCUGAAAUUAUCAAGUGUUAAUUAUGAAAUCGAUGAAGAAGGACCUCCAAAUCACCGGAUUUUCAUUGCUACUUGUAAAAUGGGGAAAGUUCAUGUAGUAGGACAUGGAAAAACGAAGAAGAUAGCGAAGACACUAGCAGCUCAAAAAAUGUAUGCUCAGUUAGAAAAUUGGAAAGAUUUGGCAGAUGAUAUUGGAAAUGCAGCGCUUGUUGCUGCUGCAGGUCAAGAAACUACGAACAAUAGUGAAUCUACAGCAAAUGAAAGUCUGAGUAAUCUCGAUGCAUCAGCCAAUGCACUGGUGCAUCCGGACUCGUUGCAAAAAGUUCGUGCUGCAUUUCGAGAUGGCUUUGAUGUAACAGGUCUUACAGAAAAAUUGAUCAAAUUGAUUAAUUCUGGUGACGAAAAUAUCAACAAAAUUUUCCUGAAUCAAAAACUGAAUUUUGUAUUUCUUGAACCAGACUUGGAUGGUAACCUCCAAUGUCUGCUCUCAAUUAAUGGUCCUAAUGAUAUGAAGAACGCUUUCUAUGGAUUUGGAACGACGGAAACGGAUGCGAAAGAUUAUGCUGCGCGAAAUGCGCUUAUACAUUUAGAACUGUUUAUACGGACUUCGGAGCCAUCACGAGGUUCCAGUGAUCUGUCAGAGACACAAUUGACGAUUGGUUCUUUAACAUGGACAAAAAAUUCCCCAGAAGAUGAAAAUCAGAAUUCUUCAUCAGAAAAGCAGUAAGACGUUGCUAAUUCAAAAGAUUCCUUCGCAUCGAUUUCACAUGGAUUUAAAAGUUUAUUAUUUCCACAGUUUGCGUCAAGGAACCAAAAUAGAUUCCCCCCCCCCCCACCUCCCCAAAGGAUCUG
Molecule: messenger RNA, 1483 nt
Organism: Loa loa (African eye worm)
Lineage: Eukaryota; Metazoa; Nematoda; Chromadorea; Rhabditida; Onchocercidae
Product: double-stranded RNA binding domain-containing protein family protein
Exons: 9
Coding region: 21-1358 (445 amino acids)
Source: RefSeq, a predicted model, not a curated record